AUGACGCGGUCCUCUGCCUCGACCUGUCCUCGCCGCGGGCUGCGGAGGCUCGGUGCGCCGGCUGGUUUGCUUCUCGGCACCAGCAGCCAGACGGAGGUCGGGUGGAGUUUCUGUGAGGCCGUUUCGUUUGGUAAGAAGAAAGUGCAGGUCGGUGCUGGGAGCAGCACGAACCGCGCGGGCUCGGGCUCUCCCGCCGAGGGGCGCAGGGCUUCCACACAUAACGCCGAUUCCCCGCCACCGGGUCCGCGUCCGCGUGCCGUGGACAACUGGGCCUUCGAUUCUCCGCCACAGAAGGCCGCCGCGCGUCCAAAUUCACCGCCUCCCGGACCCAGGGGAGCAGCUGGUAUUGGCGAUCUUUCACCGGGCUCUCCGCCUCCCGGCCCACGCGCCGCAGCAAGAAGUGCCUUUACCCCGCCUGCCUCAACGCAAGGAGCACGAGUGCCCGUCACUAGUGGCGGAGGGCGCGGUCGGCAGCGGCAGCGCGGCCUCCUCACAGAAGGUGGUUUUCCAAAUGAGUUAGGUAUCCAAAUGGAAAAACUAGAAAAAACGCACGCCCAUUGGCGAGCCAACAUUGGUAUACUUAUGCAUGAGAAGUAGUUCAUAAAUAUUUGACUUCUACCACCCGCAUACGCAUUGUAUCAUGUUAUGCUUAUGGCCAUCAGAGUACACAAUUGCCUCCACCUCUAGCACUAGAUGGUAGCCAUUUAUUGCUGUUACUACUGUGCACGACCUUGCCUGGCCCUGGAAAGAGGGCGACAGCCUUUUUUGUGUGGCGUUACUUCUGAUGUGUGAAAUAUAGAAUCUUGAGGGUGGCUGCAGUACAGAGAAGGCAGUUUUUUCUAUUUUAGAUCUAGCGUUGGCAGAAAUUCUUUCUCUAAUGCGUGAGCAAAGGCGUGAAUGUGAACUACAGAAGGCGUCUGCAGAUUACAGAAAAAACGAUAUAGCUGAUCUAGGUGGGUGCGUUUGAGUUCAGCAUAUCGGACACGGGAUCUCUUGACGAGGAUGAAUUUUACAGGACCCAGAUGUACAAAUCGAAAAUUUGUCAAUGUCGGCAAUUAGAUUUAGAUGCUAUUGCCAUGCAUGAUCUUUUUCGUGGCUCAUUCAUUUUGUCGCAGGUUGCCUGACAGACCACACCCACGGCCGCCGUGGCAAUUGUAAGCGUUUUCUCUGUUUAUAUAUUUCGAAAGCUAAUAUGUGUUGCCGCCUGGGUAAUAUCUCUGUAAGUGUAUAGAAGUACGAGAACCACGCGGCCUCUCUGUGGGGGAUGAGCCUAUGCCCUUGCGGAGAUGAGGGUGGGCAUAUGUAUUGGAUCUACAUCAAAACCACCCUCGCUCUGCUUUACGCAGCUACCCUGCCGGCCCAGCUCAACUCCAGAGAGGUUUCUUGGAUGUUGCUGCUGCUGCUGCUGCAAAGCGGCAGCGCGGGUGGUGGUCGGCCGUAUUUCAUGCAAAAGCUUUAUUGGUGCUGACAUUUGCCUUUGUGGUGCAUAACAUUUAUAACAUCGCCGGGGAUGAUACCCAACACAGCCGCAUGCGCCUUGUCUACAACCUACGCUGCGUAUGAAUCAUCCCAGCAGCACGCAUCAAGGGCACAUCAAAGAGUCUGAAGUACGCCCGCAAGUUAGAGUUUGCUUGGAUAAACAAAAAGCGCCUGCACUCGCAAACCGUUUUUGUUGCCUGUAAAGUGCAUCGGCCGCGAAGGGUGUCAACAAACGUAGCGAUAGGCAUUCGAGCACUUCUUGUUAUACUCUCUUUGCCCUAACACUUAUCCAUUACAGUUCCUGCUCUUCCUCAAUGAUUAUAUGCAUUUGAUACAACGGAAUCGUCCGUGCAGAACUCAAAGUACGAAAUUUCUAUGAUCUGGAGCCGCCGAGGCCGAGAAAAUAGAAGUAUUAGAUGCGCGUGCAAAUAAAGCCGAAGGCGAUUGAUGUGCCUUUUCUUCAGCUCCGCUGAAGAAAUUGUCUAUUAGCUGGUAAUGGGUACUCUGGGAUGUUGUUUUUUUCCAAGCGAUGCCAAACUUAUUUUGCGAAUGCGAACGCGUACGCUUUUGGGCAAUUGGAUUUGGAACCCUACCUCAGAGAUCAUAACUUCGCCCCGCCUGAUUUUGAACCGGACGCCGUCCGAAUCCAAAUCGCGAACGUUCGCGCAUUGCAGAGUGCCGGAAGAAACCUCGGAGUGCAGGAAGAAACCCCGGGGGAGCAUCGAGAGGAAGAAACCUUGGAACAACAGCAGCAAACGCGCGAGCGAGGACUCGAGAGGGACUACGUAGUGCUGCGCGAUCUCUACACCGCCUUCACUACUUGGUUUCCGUCGAUUGACACGCGUACGUGGCGGGACCAGACAGUUCUGUAACCCAUGCGACAAGGUGUGUGUUCCUUAACGCUGUACCAACUGGCGCAGAAUAGAAUGUUGGCCAAUUGUUGACGAUAUUGGGACGGACAGGGUUUUUGAAAAAGCAGCGCUCCCUUUCGAGAGCACGCGCGGGCAUUGCGGGAGCCAGAGCUCGUUUUGGCAUUGCAAAUUAGGCCCACCGUUGUGCCCCGCAGCGCACUCCCAUGGUUCCCCGCGAUAGAGCUCGCCUUGGUGUGGCACCAAAACAAGCUACGCCCAUACGGCGGCACAGCUCUGGAGAGAGCUUUGAGUGGCCUGGUGUGGGUUUUGGAAUGAAGAUCGUCAAGUUGGAAUUGCGGUCAGCGAUUUGAAAUGGAGAUCGCCCAUUUGAAAUGCCGAUCAGGCAUUUGAAAUGGCGAUCAUCAAUUUGAAAUCGCGAUCACCAAUUUGAAAUCGCGAUCACCAAUUUGAAAUCGCGAUCAUCAAUUUGAAAUCGCGAUCAUCAAUUUGAAAUCGCGAUCAGUGGGUCUGGCCCAAUUUGGAACGAAGAUCAUGGUCUUCGGCUCAAUUUGAAAUGGAGGUCAGAAAAAGGUCCGAAUUAGGUCAGAAUUAGGUCAGAAAUCCCGUCCCUAUAUUACAUUCUGGAUUUCUGACCUAAUUCGGACCUGUUUAUGACCUUCAUUUGAAAUUGAAAAGCUUGGCGUCAAAAUCUGAAAAGUUGCGUCAUCACAGAAGCGCUUUUUUUCUCUUCGGGACUCUCUCCUUGCUCGUUCGGUCGGUCUCGAAUUUUGCUUACUGGGUGGGCGCCUGGCACUGGCGAAAAUUUUCGCUCGGCGGCCCUUCGGGCCGCCAACGUUCUUCCUCUCUACCUUUGCAAUCUACAUCUGCCAGCUUUCUGUGCUGCUACCUGGUGGCCCUUAAAAGCCGGCAGUCGCCGGCCUUUCAUUCCCCUGGGUCGCUCUAAGUAGAUGUGAAAAGGAACGCCCCGGGCAAUGGUGUGGGGGAUGAUGGCCGUACUUUCUUGCGACAGUUCUGUGACCCAUGCGACAAGGUGUGUGUUCUUAUCGUACCUGCCUAGCACAUGGUAUGGCGUUUUCAACUGUUACAUUCUCAAGUGUUACGUGAAUUUGUGAUGGAAGAAUGGCACAAGUGAUAGGAGAGAUCUUGCGCGUCUUGCAUGACACAUCUGGCGCCGAUUAUCGUCCUGCUUGGCCCUCUGAGAAUUUGUCAUGCGAAGCAGCUUGAUGGUGUAGAUUCUGAAGGCAAUUCUGCAUGACAAAUCAUGUAACAGUUCAGAAUGUAACGUUUGAGAACGCCAUACAUGGAUGACAGUCGCAGUGGCUGAGACCUACUGCUACACCUAUAUAACUAUGAACAUGUGAAGAAAUCUCUGCGCCACCCUGUGACGAGGGCGACCAACAUAAGUAUCCAAAAAACAAUACACAAGUCGCAUUGGAUAUUCUGGCACCCAUGUGGAAGAACCUGAGCGCGCUCUUCGAUCGUCGUGUAGUAUGGGCUUCUCAAACGUUACAUUCUCAGCUGCUUACAUGAAUUUGUGACGCAAGAACAGCAAAUGCAAAAGCCAAAGCCGAAAUGGGAGGGGCUUCAUGCAGCUGUCGCACCAAAAACUUGCCACAGGUUUCCAUGUUGUUUGGCCCUUCGGGUAUUUGUGACGCGAAGUAGGUUGAUCGUGUGGCGGCUUCUGGAAAUUUUGCCUGGCGCAUCAUGUAGCACUUGGGAGUGUAACGGCUGAAAACCCCAUAAGGGCCAGGACGCGAAUAUACAGCUGCACGACUGUACGACAUCAGAAAAGCAUGCCCAUGCCCUCUGCAGCUGCUGCUGCACAAAAAGUAUUGCGCGGCGCAUUCUUUUGUGAGAUGUUUGCGAAGCUACAAUUAUAUGACAGCGACAAUGCCGGGAGGCAGUGCUGUCGCCCCUUUUGUCCUUUCAUCUGCUUUCCGCAUUGUCAGGGCGAAUUUCUUUACCGCCCUAGGGGCAUGCCUUCUUAUUAACUGGAACACACAUAAUGUGCGGUAA
Molecule: messenger RNA, 4367 nt
Organism: Amoebophrya sp. A120
Lineage: Eukaryota; Dinophyceae; Syndiniales; Amoebophryaceae
Source: the annotation of a GenBank genome assembly